AUGAACAAAGCAAAGGACCAAAAGCGUGCUCUCCGCCUGAGAGAAAACAAGCGAAAGCAUCGCCAACGGCAUAAAGAAUACGUAGCCGACCUCGAGCGGAGACUGGCUGAAACACGUGAACGUGGUGUCCAUGCAACAAAGGAAGUCCAGGCUGCAGCACUGCGAGUUAUCUGGGAGAACUGGCGAUUGAGACAAAUCCUCCAUGGCCAAGGACUAGACAACGACGCAAUCAAUUCCUUGAUAUAUAAGGAUGCGCGAAUCGGCCGUGCAUCCCCAUCAACUAUAGGCUCCUGUCUUAUAAGGGAAGAAGAUGUACGAUGUAACUCACAGGGACGGAGUGAACCAGGCUCACUCGCUGAAAAGGAAGUAAUUGAGAAAUCAUGCGAUGCCAUCGCCGAAAACAUAGAUUACAGCCACACAACGCCUAACAGCAGCCCAUCGGGAAAUCCCAACGCCAGGCAUAUUUUGUCUUCCUCACGGACAGCAUGUACUGAGCAAGCAUCACACAAUGGUGCGCGCACUCCGCCUUGCAAGCUCCUUACAAUUCUCGCAAGCAAUCCCAAUGCCGACAUCACGCAGGUGCCAGGUGCGGCAGACGAGCAGGAGGAAAGUGAAGAGCCAGGUGGCAUGGAGUGUUUGCAAGCCCGAAAGAUGCUGAUGCGCUUUGCUACCACGGAGGCCAAGCUUGAUGACAUUGCUACUGCUCUAGAGAAGGGUUGUGUUAAGGAUGGAUCAGGUAAGGGUUGUCAGGUGAAAAAUGAUGUCAUUUGGAAAGUUCUGGAUCGUUAUUGUGACUAA
Molecule: messenger RNA, 798 nt
Organism: Pochonia chlamydosporia 170
Lineage: Eukaryota; Fungi; Ascomycota; Sordariomycetes; Hypocreales; Clavicipitaceae
Exons: 2
Coding region: 1-798 (265 amino acids)
Source: RefSeq, a predicted model, not a curated record